Lodderomyces margitis is the source of this 1293-nucleotide messenger RNA. Its product is annotated as Elongator subunit. The record is from RefSeq and is a predicted model, not a curated record. The transcript has a single exon. The coding region runs from base 1 to 1293 and encodes 430 amino acids. Gene Ontology annotation, cellular component: elongator holoenzyme complex; cytoplasm; transcription elongation factor complex. Lineage: Eukaryota; Fungi; Ascomycota; Pichiomycetes; Serinales; Debaryomycetaceae. Gene Ontology annotation, biological process: tRNA wobble uridine modification.
AUGUCAUUUCGGAAAAGAGGAGAGGUGUUGGGAGGCGGACCGGUUCCAGUGCGUGGUCCACAAGGCCCUAUCCCGAACAGACAAGGCAGUGUUCCGAACAGGGGACCACCUGUUACACCAACGUCAUCGAUUUCUAGAAGGGGUCCAACUGUAAAACAAACUCCGACUACUACACCAGAAGUAUCUAUAUUAGACAGCCCUGCAGUGAGACCCUCAUUGAUUACUUCCCAGCCAACUAUUUCCACUGGAAGCUCAGAUUUGGAUAAGAUUUUACUACAUCAAGGUUUACCGUUGGGUCACUCAUUGCUAGUGGAAGAGUCUGGUACAACUGAUUUUGCGUCAGUAUUACUACGAACAUUUGUCUCGCAAGGUAUCAUCCACAACCGGAUUGCACCUAACCAACUCAACUCGCAUGUCAUUGUGCUAGGAUUGAGUCCGCUUUGGUCAAACGAUUUGCCAGGACUCUACAAAGGCUCCUCCAAGGAUCAAAAAAAGGCCAAGAUCGCUGAAAAUGAGUCUAAGGUGAGUGUGUCAAACAUUGCUCACGGCUCCAAUGUUGCACGAAAUGACCUGAAGAUGAAGAUUGCUUGGAGAUAUGGUUUGAAUAAGAAAGAGGAUGCCAAAGAGAGUGAGAGCGGUGGAGCUUAUGAACAUUACAAUAACCAAUUCGAUAUCACGCAAAAGUUACAGCCUGGACCUAACCCACAAGACAUUACCUAUGUGGCAUUGUCGAAUACUGUUGCGGGUAUAAUUAACCAGCUCACAAGCGUUAUAAAGACACAGCUCAAGAGUAACCCUUCAAAAGUGAUUAGGCUCAUCAUCCCCGGAUUUUUAAACCCAUCAAUUUAUCCACCCUCAUACGCGGCCUCAACUUUUGUGUUUCCGUUAGUGCAUUCACUUCGAUCCUUGCUCCGCCAGUUUGAAAACAAUCUUGUACUUAUUGGCUCGUUGCCACUUGAUUUAUAUCCAAGGGAUACCAGCUUGACGGCAGUAUUGGAAAUUUUGUUUGAUUCAGUUAUUCAUCUUCAACCAUUUAAUCAGGAAAUGAGUCAAUUGAUUGAGAAGGCGUACAAGAACGAACCAUCAAAGAUACAACAGGGAUUGGUUAAUAUCAUAAAACUUCCUGUGCUAUCAGAGAGAGGGUUGAUGAUGAUACAUGAUGGGGAGUUUGCCUUUAAGAACGGACGAAAGAAGUUUGAGAUUGAAGAGUGGGGUAUUCCAGUGGAAGAUGAUUCAAAGGAGGAAAAUGAAACACCAGAGGGAGGAAAAACUGCUAAAAACAUUGACUUUUGA